ACACAGCUUACUACUUUCAAGGAUAAGUUCAGAAAACGAAGCUUAUACAUAAAUCUGGGCCAUGGGGUUAAAUGGUUCAGUAUCAAAAAAAGUGUUACUAAUUUAUUUUAUUUUCCUGAUAGGGUUCUAAGUUUGGGACUUGAUGAUUGACUGUCUCUGCCAGAGUUCAUCCUUUUAUACUGCCUGAUGUCAUUCCCUCCAACCACAACUCUUGCUAAGGGUAGAAACAAAUGCUUAGAACAAAAUUAAAAUAUAAAAUUCAUUAUGUUAUGCCAAAGUUUAUUGUAUUAGUCCAGCAAAGUCACCUGGAUCCAGAAAGUGCAUCGUAUCAGGUUGACACCCAGUAGUGCAUGCAUUAUUUAUCUGUUUACUACUAUUUACAAUAACUAAGCUCUUAGGAAAUGUUGUUUUAGGACCAAAUAUUUCUGUGUGAAUUGGGGUUGCUCAAAUGAAAAAUGCUUUUGUCCAUUUUUUUUUUUCUCGGCAACACCCACUGAUCCCAGGAGGAAUCACUCCUGGAGGACCAUAUGCUGUGCCGGAGACCAAACGGGUUGACUGCGGAGCUUAACCCCUGUCUAUUUCCCCAGUCCCUGGACAUUCUUUGGUUUGUCUCAGGAUUCUGGUUCCUGAACACAGGAAUUCUCUCAGAGUGGGUGGAAAAAGUUUUGGCUAUUUAAUAAUUUUGUGAUAUCGGGCACAUUCCUUAUUAUGUUUCUCCUGUUGUAAAUCGGGAGACAGAGCUAUUUUGAAGAUGCUGAAAGCCUCCAAUGAGUUUGAAAACGCCUAAAAGCAAAAGCAUAACCCAAAUACUAAAAUAUUUCUUUGAAAGACUGAGAGGAAGAGGAUGCAGUGUGAAUGGUUUCGUUUUUUCUUUUUUUUAAAAUUCUCCUUCCUUACAUUUACAGCUAUUUUGAACUUGUUGAAAGUUCAUGUGAAAUUUUGCUUACAUGUGUGAGGCGGUUUUAUUUAUUUAUUUAUUUAUUUGGGGGGAGGGGGAAGCACACCCGGUGCUCAGGAACCACUCCCAGCGGGGUUUGGGGAACCAUAUGGAGUACAGGGGAUGGGACCCGGGUCGGCCACGUGUAAGUCAGUCGCUUUACUACCGCUCUGGAUCCCCAGAUGCGUUUUUUCUUAGAAAUAAAGUUCAACGGAUUACCGGGCGGGAGAAGGGGGGGGCAGGCGACUUUGCUGUAAAAGACUCGCAGACUCUCCUGCCUCCCGCAGUGCCAGAGAAAGUCUUUUUGCGGAAAACUAGAUUUUUGUGUGUGGCUAACUUCUAUCUCUGGGACCUCUAUUUUUGCAGUCUAAUAAAGGUAAAUAAUUAGGCCAUGCCCCUGGGGAGGGGGUUUCUUGAGGCACGACCCUCCCCCGCCCCAAGUUUUCCUGCGGUGUCCGUGGCCCGUCUGGGGGCGCUCCCAGAGCCGGUCGGGUGCCAUUUGCAGCUGGGAAGCAGGUUCAUUUUAAGGUCGCUCAGGCUUCGAGGGUCGCCUCCUCGCUGGGAAACCGUUUUUCGGUGGCUUUUCUCAAGCCGAGCCUCCGCUCUCCAGGAUAGCGAAAACCUCGUGGUCCGGCUCCCCCCACCCCCCUCUUCCUAGGCCCCAAUCGCGAGACGCGGUGGGGGCGGGGAGGCCGCACGCGCCGCUUCCGCUCCUCCAGCCCGCCAGGAGGCGCUGCGGCCCCGCCUCUCCCUUCCCGGGGUGCACCGCGCCGGGCGCCUUCCGCGUGGGUGAGUGAAUGUGAGAGUCAGCGUCGCGCCGCGCGCGCCGUCCGCCUCCGCCGCUCGGCGCCCUUAUUUUGGCUGCGAGGGGCGGGCGCGCGCGCACAGGCAUAGAGACGAGCGUUGAGCCGAGGGGCUAGAGCGUCGCCGAGUCGGAGCCGGAGCCCGAGCCGCGCGCUUGAGUCUCCGCUGCGUCCGCCGAGGCCCCCGAGUGUCAGGGACAAAAGCCGCCGCCGCGCCGCCUGCUCCCGCCGCCGGGGCUCAUCUGCCGCCGCCGCCCCGCCGAGCAGAGUCCGCCGCCGUCGCCCCUCGUGAGGAUCCGAGAGCCAUGUCGGCCAGCAGCCUCCUGGAGCAGAGACCCAAAGGUCAAGGAAACAAAGUACAAAAUGGAUCUGUACACCAGAAGGAUGGAUUGAAUGAUGAUGAUUUUGAACCGUACUUGAGCCCACAGGCGAGGCCCAAUAAUGCAUAUACUGCCAUGUCCGACUCCUACUUACCCAAUUACUACAGUCCCUCCAUUGGCUUCUCCUAUUCUUUGGGUGAAGCUGCUUGGUCUACUGGGGGUGACACAGCCAUGCCCUAUUUAACUUCUUAUGGACAGCUGAGCAACGGUGAGCCUCACUUCCUACCAGAUGCAAUGUUUGGACAACCAGGAGCCCUAGGUAGCACUCCAUUUCUUGGGCAGCAUGGUUUUAAUUUCUUUCCCAGUGGGAUUGACUUUUCAGCUUGGGGAAAUAACAGUUCUCAGGGACAGUCUACUCAGAGCUCUGGAUACAGUAGUAAUUAUGCUUAUGCACCUAGCUCCUUAGGUGGAGCCAUGAUUGAUGGACAGUCAGCUUUUGCCAGUGAGACCCUCAAUAAGGCUCCUGGUAUGAAUACCAUAGACCAAGGGAUGGCUGCAUUGAAGUUGGGUAGCACUGAAGUUGCAAGCAAUGUUCCAAAAGUUGUAGGUUCAGCUGUUGGUAGUGGGUCCAUUACUAGUAACAUCGUGACUUCCAAUAAUUUGCCUCCAGCAACCAUUGCUCCUCCAAAACCAGCAUCUUGGGCUGAUAUUGCUAGCAAGCCCGCAAAACAGCAACCUAAGUUGAAGACCAAGAAUGGCAUUGCAGGGUCAAGUCUUCCACCACCCCCAAUAAAACAUAACAUGGAUAUUGGAACUUGGGAUAACAAGGGUCCGGUGGCAAAAAACCCCACACAGGCUUUGGUUCAGAAUAUAAGUCAGCAGUCAACCCAAGGGUCUCCCCAGACUGUGGGUCAGCAGGCUAACAAUAGCCCGCCAGUGGCUCAGGCAUCGGUAGGGCAACAAACAGGGCAACAGACACAGCCAUUGCCCCCACCUCCACCACAGCCUGCCCAGCUCUCAGUCCAGCAACAGGCAGCUCAGCCAACCCGCUGGGUAGCACCUCGGAACCGUGGCAGUGGGUUUGGUCAUAAUGGGGUGGAUGGUAAUGGAGUAGGACAGUCUCAGGCCGGAUCUGGAUCUGCUCCUUCAGAACCUCACCCAGUGUUGGAGAAGCUGCGGUCCAUUAAUAACUAUAACCCCAAGGAUUUUGACUGGAAUCUGAAGCAUGGCCGGGUUUUCAUCAUUAAGAGCUACUCUGAGGACGAUAUCCACCGUUCCAUUAAAUACAACAUCUGGUGCAGCACAGAGCAUGGUAACAAGAGACUGGAUGCUGCUUAUCGCUCCAUGAAUGGGAAAGGCCCUGUUUACUUACUUUUCAGUGUCAACGGCAGUGGACACUUUUGUGGCGUUGCAGAAAUGAAAUCUGCUGUGGACUACAACACAUGUGCAGGUGUGUGGUCCCAGGACAAAUGGAAGGGUCGUUUUGAUGUCAGGUGGAUUUUUGUGAAGGACGUUCCCAAUAGCCAACUGCGACACAUCCGCCUAGAGAACAACGAGAAUAAACCAGUGACCAACUCCAGGGACACUCAGGAAGUGCCUCUGGAAAAGGCUAAGCAGGUGUUGAAAAUCAUAGCCAGCUACAAGCACACCACUUCCAUUUUUGAUGACUUCUCACACUAUGAGAAACGCCAAGAGGAAGAAGAAAGUGUUAAAAAGGAACGUCAAGGUCGUGGGAAAUAAAGCAGUUCUUCACAGACUGCAGCAACGGUUGCAUCUGCAUAUCCUAAGAGGAAAAAAAUGACCUUCAAGAGAAUUAGGACUUUUUUCUUAAUUUCAUUGACUUCAGAGACAAUUGCAGAUUUGCAGUUUAAGUAUUGGAAUUUCACAAAGACAUAGGACUUAACUGGAAAAUGAAAAAAAAAGAGAAAAAGAAAAAAAACUAAAAAAAACCCUCUAGGUAGUUUAGAUGAAAAAUGUCCCUUUUAUUUUGGCUUUGGUUGUGAUUUCAGAGCAUAAUGCUUUGGGUUUUUUGUUUUGUUUUUGUUUUUUCUUUUUUUUUUUUUUUGUCUUUUUACUAUGUUUCGGAUUUUAAAGUCCGUAAGUGCAUACAGUUUUCUCUAAUUUUUAAACCCUUUCCUCCCCCCAUUUUGACAUUUGCACUUGGAGAACACUUGAGUUUCAAAGGUUUUGGGCCUCCACCCCAGAAAGUGGCAAUUUGGUUUUUCCCUUCCGAACUGGAAGAACAUUUUUAUGAAGAAUUUUUGUCUUGGAGAAUUUUAACAGUGUUACCCAAGGUGUGUCUUUAAGGGUGGUUCAUUUUCUAUGACCCUUUGUUACUCAAAGUAAAGUACUAGAAGUCCUAAGAAAUGGUUCAGUUCUUGUACAUUAUACUGAUUAAGUCAGGAUUAAUUUGAUUUCAAAGCUAAGAACAGUGGUAAAAACUUGUUUACAGAAAUGCAUUUUGGAAGAGAAAAAUAUUGUAAAAUGUGUAGUGAAUGUUUCUUCAGUUUCUUGUUCAGCCAAUGGGGAAAGGGCAUUGCCUUUCUUUUUACCAUUAAUCACUUCUCAAUAAACGUGAGAUCCUGUUGAGCAUCA
This is a messenger RNA of Sorex araneus (European shrew), 4655 nucleotides long. RefSeq names its product YTH N6-methyladenosine RNA binding protein F2 (gene YTHDF2). The transcript is spliced from 5 exons. Gene Ontology annotation, molecular function: N6-methyladenosine-containing RNA reader activity; mRNA binding. Lineage: Eukaryota; Metazoa; Chordata; Mammalia; Eulipotyphla; Soricidae. Gene Ontology annotation, cellular component: cytoplasm. The coding region runs from base 2046 to 3800 and encodes 584 amino acids. The record is from RefSeq and is a predicted model, not a curated record. Gene Ontology annotation, biological process: mRNA destabilization.